This is a messenger RNA of Paramecium sonneborni, 1828 nucleotides long. Lineage: Eukaryota; Ciliophora; Oligohymenophorea; Peniculida; Parameciidae. The record is from the annotation of a GenBank genome assembly.
AUGGGUUGUUGUUAAGGAAAUAAAUAAGGUUUAAACUUUAACGAUAUUUUUAGAUAUGGACUAAUAGAAUGAAUAGGUAAAAGAAUUGAUUGAGUAUUAAUAACCAGAAUAUAAAGCAAAUAUUUUGGAUUUAAAUUCUGAGGUAUAUAAAGUGGAAUAGAUUUAGGAGAGAAAUGGGGAGGCAGACCAAACACAAAAAAAAGAAACUAAUUAUUCUUAGGAAAUAAAAAGUGCAAAAAAGGAAGAGAAUUCAUAAACAAGGUCGAUAGUUUAAUAGUAAGAAUAAGAGAAAUAAUGGGCAAUAAAACAGACAAUGUUUGUAAGGAUAAAUUCUAAGAAAAAUGUCAGUGAAUUUUAUGUUAUAAAAGAAAUGUUAGGAGAAGGGGGAUUUGGGAAAGUUUAUAAAGCUGUUCAUAGAUAAACAGGUUUCAAUUUAUCGAAUAAGAAUAGGUAUGAUUAGAGCAAUAAAAUUAAUUUUAAAAUCAAAAUUGAAUAAAGAAGAUUAAGAAAAGUUAUUGGAAGAAACGAGUAUAUUGAUGGAUAUAGAUCAUCCAAAUAUUGUGAAGUUAUAUGAAAUGUUUUAAGAUGAAAAUUCUUAUUACUUAAUAAGUGAAUACUGUGAUGGUAAAUCAUAUUAAAAUUUCAUAUGAAAGGAGGUGAACUAUUUGAAAAAAUAAAGUUUGUUCAAAUUUUGACAGAGAAAGAAAUAGCAUCUUAUAUGAAAUAAAUAUUAUCAGCAGUUUCUUACUGUCAUUCUAAGGGAAUAGUUCAUAGAGAUUUAAAACCAGAAAAUAUUUUAUUUGAUUCUAAAAGUUAAGGAGCAACAUUAAAAAUUAUAGAUUUUGGCGCAAGUGCGAAAUUAAAGGAGGAUGAAAAACUAAAUAAAAAAAUAGGAACAGUAAUUAUAAUCAAUUUAUAAUUUAGCCAUUCUAUGUUGCUCCAGAGGUUUUAAAUGGGAGCUAUGAUGAAAAAUGCGAUAUAUGGUCAUUGGGAGUUGUUCUCUAUAUAUUGCUUUGUGGAUAUCCUCCAUUUUUUGGACAUAGCGAAGAAGAAGUAUUGGCUAAAGUGAGAAAAGGUACAUAUCAAUUUGACAGUAAUGAUUGGUCUAGAGUGUCUAUGCAAGCUAAAGAUUUAAUUAGAAGAAUGCUAUUUUAUGAUCCCUCAUUCAGAAUAGGAGCUUCUGAUGCUUAUUAACAUGCUUGGAUUUCAAAUAAUAAAGCUAAAGGUUAAGUCAAUAAUUUAAGUUUAAAAAGAUUAUAAGAUUUUGAUUCAAAAAAUAAAUUGAAGUAUGCCAUCCUUUAAUUUAUUACUGUCUAAGUAGUUUCAAAUCAAUAAAAAAAUGAUUUAUAAAAAAUAUUUCUAGAUAUUGAUAGAAAUGGUGAUGGCACUGUUAGUAAAGAAGAAUUACUAGCAGGUAUUUUUAUUUCUUACAACUAGCUUACUUAAAGAUGUAUAAAGGAGACACUAUAGCAGCAUAGCAUAUAGUUGAAGAAUUAUUUCCUUAACUUGAUGCCAAUAAAUCUGGGAAAGUGGAUUUUAGCGAAUUCAUCUCAGCCUCAAUCAAUAGAGACAAAACAUUAAGCAAAAAAAAAAUUGAACAAUCAUUUAAAUUGUUUGAUCUAGAUGGCAAUGGAUAUAUUACGAAAUAAGAGAUCAAUGAAUUAUUUGGAAAUGAAAUAGAUGAAAAAAUGUGGGAGGAUAUUUUAAAGGACUGCGAUAUUAAUUAAGAUGGAAUGGUUUUUAUUACUUAAUAAUUUAGAUCUCCCUAAAUGAAUUUAUUACUUUGUUGGAAUCUACAAUAUAAUAAAAUUCAAAACUCAAACAUUGA